AUGGAUCCUAAUCAGCACUUUGGGAUGCCGGAAACUGACGGAAAUAAUAUCCCUACUAAGAAAACACCAGCAGGAUUCUCAACCCCGAUAUUGACGGUAGGAUUGACCCGACCACCAACUGAUAAGGGGAAGCAAGCUGCUGAGACCCCUCAGGAGAAUAUCUUCCAGAUACUCCAACAUAUGCUCACUCCAGAACAGCUCAGGAGUGCAGCGGAGGUUGGGGAGGAUGAAGAAGAGGAGGCUCAAGAGACAGAGGUCCAGCUAUCUUCCCAUCCCAGAAGGGAAAGCGAGUACAAGCGCAGGGCACCAGUGUCAUUGCGAAACUCUCCUUUUUCCACGGCUAUCCUCCAAGAGCCCAUGGAGAAGAUCAAAAUGUCGACAUGCAAAUAUGACGGCAAAACUGAUCCGGAGGAUCACAUAUCGGCUUAUGAGGGACACAUGUUGUUAUACACUAAUACCGACUCGGUAUGGUGUAAGGUGUUCCCUUCUACGCUAGUUGGUCUCGGCCAAACGUGGUUUAAGAGCAUACCGGCAACUGUCUUCGACUUCCGCCAACUCACGUCCAUGUUUGUUACCCACUUUGUUAGUAAAGAGCGCAGGGAGAAAACUACCGGCGAGUUGAUGUCCAUCAAGCAAGGAGACUUUGAAAGCUUGAGGGAUUAUGUGGGACGUUUCAACGCGGAAGCCGUUACCAUCCCCAGUUUGCAGCAGGAAGUAGCGAUGUUGGCCCUGAUGACAGGUCUGAGACAAGCGACUGCCUUCAGAAGCUACCAACCUAACAGGGCGGCUAGAGAUGGAAAAGAGAAAGAGAAAGACCGCAGGGAGGACAAUUACCGGAAAGAUAAAAAGCCAGAAAGCUUCAGUAGGAGAGAGGAAAGUAAUUCGGUAAAGAAGGGUCAGGAAGGGCGAGUCGACCGGUACCGCAAUUACACCCCUCUAACAAUAUCUCGGGCAGAGAUAUUCGAGCUACACAAAAAGGACGAUAAGUGGCAAAGGCCUAGAAAGAUGUACAACAAUGGCCAGGAUAAAUCGAAGUGGUGCGAGUUCCACAGGGACUAUGGUCACGUGACAGAUGAAUGUAAGGACCUGAAAGACGGGAUAAAAGAUCUCAUACGAAGAGGUUAG
This is a messenger RNA of Beta vulgaris subsp. vulgaris (sugar beet), 1125 nucleotides long. RefSeq lists its product as uncharacterized. Bases 1 to 1125 code for a protein of 374 amino acids. NCBI's taxonomy places the organism in Eukaryota, Viridiplantae, Streptophyta, Magnoliopsida, Caryophyllales, Amaranthaceae. The record is from RefSeq and is a predicted model, not a curated record. The transcript has 2 exons.